Molecule: messenger RNA, 383 nt
Organism: Sinocyclocheilus anshuiensis
Lineage: Eukaryota; Metazoa; Chordata; Actinopteri; Cypriniformes; Cyprinidae
Product: semaphorin-4B-like
Exons: 3
Biological process (GO): neural crest cell migration; semaphorin-plexin signaling pathway; negative chemotaxis
Cellular component (GO): plasma membrane
Molecular function (GO): semaphorin receptor binding; chemorepellent activity
Source: RefSeq, a predicted model, not a curated record
CUAAGAUUAUGAAUGAAGGAUGUUUGUAUUUAUUUGUAUGUGAUUUGGCACAAUAUAAUGUUUCUUUGUGUGUUUCAGAUGGAGAACUGUACACAGGAACCGUGGCAGACUACAGGGGAACUCGGCCUGUGAUUUCACGCCACUUGAGCGAAGGCAGCCAUGUUGAUCUGAAACUGGAUGAUACACUUGGCUGGUUAGAAGAUCCUACAUUCAUCAGCUCCACGUACGUUCCCAGUGAGGAGAAGGUUUAUUUCUUCUUUAGUGAGAUUGGAAAAGAAUAUGACUUCAUUGACAAGUUUACAGUGUCUCGCGUUGCCCAAGUUUGCACCAGUGAUGUGGGAGGCCAGCGUACUCUGCAAAAACGCUGGACCACCUUUGCCAAG